Messenger RNA from Aedes albopictus (Asian tiger mosquito), 900 nucleotides. RefSeq names its product coiled-coil domain-containing protein 134. The transcript has 3 exons. The coding region runs from base 138 to 821 and encodes 227 amino acids. The record is from RefSeq and is a predicted model, not a curated record. Lineage: Eukaryota; Metazoa; Arthropoda; Insecta; Diptera; Culicidae.
CGUUGUUUACGAAUCUCCGGUCCACGACUGUUUGAUUCGCGUGUACUUUGAGUUCGUUGUUCAAAAUUAAUAGAAGUUAAUUUUCUUCUUUAAAUCAAUAGUAUAAAUCUAAAAUCAACUGUGGAUUGAUUGUUACGAUGCGGAUAGCUUUGCAAAGCUGUUUGCCAUGUGUGGCUGUAAUCGCAAUCAUAGCCAACGUCGUGGAUUCAUCAGCCGAUACCGAGGGGUCCAGCGAUGGUAAAUCUCUACAAAUAACGGAGAAAAUUUAUUCAAACAUUUUUGUUCGAAAGCGAGAAGAACAUAAACUGUUAGUUAAACACCUAUUAGCCACGGAUGACUAUUCGAAACGUUACGAACUUCUCAAACUAGCAUUGAAGGAAAUUUUGAAGAUCCUCCAAGAAGAUGGUGAUAAGUUGCGACAACAUUCAUUAACUGCAGAGUCCGGUUUUCCCAAAGACACCGAUCAAGUUGAAGCAUUAGCUCGAUUUCUGGAGAACACUUGCUUUUUUGGCGAACUCAUUCUUCACCUACCGGACAUAUCGUAUCGUAUACUGAAAACCCUCGACGACUGGCGAAAACUGGCAAUCGAAUCACUUCUCUUCACGCGAACCUUUGUGAACAUCCUGGAUCAGAAAUCGCUUGAGCUUCUGGGACUGCUAGAACAGGAAAUCGACGAAAGCAAACGAUCCGAUUCGUACGUAAACCCUUAUCGGACAGGCGAAGAAGCUUCCAACUCACCAAAAACCAAACCGACCAAGAAAAAGAAGGCCAACUUGAAAAAAGGACCCAAACUUUCCGGAGCGCCAAAGACUGAGCUAUGAUAUCACGCCAAGUAAGUGAGAGAUUUAUUCCUUUAAAUGUUUAAUUUACGCGUCUAUGUAUACAUAAUCAUCUUAAAAA